GGCUCGUCUCCUCGGCCGAGGAGCAGCGCAAGUCCUGGAUGAACCGCAUGCACGGCUCACAGAAGCAUCAAGCUCAGCUCCUGAAGGACUUGAGCGCCAAACAGCAGGCGGGACGUGAGCUGCAAAUGAAAAAGAAGCAGCAGUUUACCCAAAUGGAGAACAAGCUCAAGGCAGUGGGAACCAACCAAAAAGAAGACCCGGAUGCAGCUACCGAGAAGUCGCCCGAGCGUUUGGCCUACCUCGAGGCCGUGCGACAGUUGAACAUCUACCAGGCCUUCGAGCCAGUGCCUGGUCGUAUGCGCACCAAGAUGAGCAAGUUGCAGCUGGAUCCCAUCAUCGAGCAGACCCUGGCGCUGCUGAGCAAGGUGGGUGUGUCCAAGGAGCAGCUGGAGAGCCUUCCAGUCAUUCAGGUGGCUGGAUCCAAGGGCAAGGGAACCACCUGUGCCAUUGUGCAGCACAUCUUAAUGGCGCAUGGCAUCAAGACCGGCCUGCUGUGCUCUCCGCAUCUCUUUUAUGCGCGUACAAAUUUCGAUUGA
Molecule: messenger RNA, 536 nt
Organism: Drosophila subobscura
Lineage: Eukaryota; Metazoa; Arthropoda; Insecta; Diptera; Drosophilidae
Product: putative folylpolyglutamate synthase
Exons: 3
Coding region: 39-536 (165 amino acids)
Biological process (GO): tetrahydrofolylpolyglutamate biosynthetic process
Cellular component (GO): cytosol; mitochondrion; cytoplasm
Molecular function (GO): tetrahydrofolylpolyglutamate synthase activity; ATP binding
Source: RefSeq, a predicted model, not a curated record